AUGAUGCCGAUACGCACAGUGCGCGUGAGAGAGCCGGCGGCGUGUUUACGCUCGGACGAUGUGAUUGGUGUGCCCGUCUCGCAUGUCAGGUAUCAGAAGUUCAAAUCCCGGCACACCAUUGGAUAUACACCACUGAUGAGUUCUAAUAAGAGCGAAACUCAAGUUCAGUGCUUGCCUCCUAUGGCGCUGGGAUCCAGCAUGCAGUCCCAAAGCACGUGGGACCGACUUCGUCGAAAGGAUCUUUUCGCACAAUCACGUGAAGGGUGA
Messenger RNA from Opisthorchis viverrini, 267 nucleotides. RefSeq lists its product as hypothetical. The coding region runs from base 1 to 267 and encodes 88 amino acids. The transcript has 3 exons. Lineage: Eukaryota; Metazoa; Platyhelminthes; Trematoda; Opisthorchiida; Opisthorchiidae. The record is from RefSeq and is a predicted model, not a curated record.